Messenger RNA from Oncorhynchus tshawytscha (Chinook salmon), 2878 nucleotides. RefSeq names its product elongin-B. Lineage: Eukaryota; Metazoa; Chordata; Actinopteri; Salmoniformes; Salmonidae. The transcript has 4 exons. Bases 238 to 597 code for a protein of 119 amino acids. Gene Ontology annotation, cellular component: elongin complex; VCB complex. The record is from RefSeq and is a predicted model, not a curated record. Gene Ontology annotation, molecular function: protein binding. Gene Ontology annotation, biological process: transcription elongation by RNA polymerase II.
AUUGUUAGGGCGGAGAGAGAAGUAUCUUGUCAGUUUAUCCAAAAUCUUUGUUUAUACCUUAAUGUUUGAAUACGCCCCGGCCGCGCAGUGCAGUCUGGGGCUACGGGCGGUGUUAUUCUCGGGACGUCCCUACCUAAUUGAUGUUGACAUUUCAAAUGGUUAAUGUAAGGCUAGGGACGAUUCAAGCAUUCUGCAUAGAACUGACCGUGAGGCGACUGUCGCAACAAUCUACUUGAAAUGGAUGUGUUCCUUAUGAUCCGGCGUCAGAAGACCACCAUUUUCACAGACGCCAAAGAGUCCACCACCGUCUACGAGCUGAAGCGCAUUGUAGAGGGAAUUCUCAAGAGAGAGCCUGAGGAACAGAGGCUCUUCAAGGAUGACCAGUUGCUAGAAGACAGUAAAACUCUUGGCGAUUGCGGCUUCACCAACCAGACUGCAAGACCUCAGGCCCCAGGCACUGUUGGACUGGCUUUCCGAAUGAGUGAUGAGAUGUUUGAGCAGCUGCAGGUGGGGGCAUUCUCCAGCCCUCCAGAGCUCCCUGACGUCAUGAAACCCCAAGACUCUGGCAGCACUGCCAACGAACAGACUGUGCAGUGAUGGAGGGAGGCAUGGAGGGAUCGGGGAUGGGAGAGGGCUGUCUACAAAAACAGCCAAGGAGGUAUAUAGGUGGCAGGGUAGAGGAAUAAUUUUGGGUUAAGAUGGGAUGGGGCAUGUUUAACCAAACCAGGUUACUACCAACCACCUUCACCUUAACCGAACACUCCUGGAUCCCUGUGAAUGCUUUGCAAACAGCAGUUACUUUAUGAUAAGAACCCCCCUUCCUUGCUCCCCAGCCUUCUUGUCAGGUGUACCAUUCUGUUCAAACACUUUGGGAAUUAGUCUGACACAUGAGUGUCAGGCUCAAAUGCUCUCAUUUGAAUGAAAUAACUCUGUGUUGGUUUUGAGUGUGACUCUGUGUGUGUGUGCAGGGUGUGAAAUUAACUUUUUGGUCGACCAGACGUAGUGGUUGGUGGAUGCCCGAAUUUUACCAGCCACUCACAUUUUUCACCAGCCACAUUUCCCCCUGAAAAAAUGUAAAUCACAGAAAAGACUGUACCCCAUCAUGCUUUCACCACUAUAGCGUUGAGAUUCUAUUUUCCAGAGUUGACACGCAUAUUCACACUUAAAUGUUUUUUUUACAUGUGGGCUUUGGAUUUAGAAAAGAAAAAUGCACUCAAAUGCUCUGCAUGACCACCCGCCAAUGUGUCUGGUAAGAAUAGACAUUAUUCCAGGCAAUGCCAAACUACCAGCAUGUGGUUGGUGUUAAUUUACCACCCUGUAUAAGUGUUAGAUAAUUAUUGUUCAUACUAUUACUGUUCUUAAAGGAAAAAUCUACCCAAAACCGCUAAUUCUUAUAAUUUACAGUGUUAAAAGAACACUAUGUGAGAACAAUAUUUAAAAUUGUGUCGUUAUAAUAAGGUUGGUAGCAACAGGUGGAAAUCGUUGUGGAAAUCUUGCAGCUCAAGUCGACUACAAACCCCCCAAUGGAAUGGUCUCUAUGGGCUGGCUACAGUAGCUAGGUAGGUAGCUAGCAAGCAAGCAAACGUAGCUACAUACAAUAAUGCCAAAGUCAAUAUCAGCAUGUGAAGUAGCUAGUUAUCUGUAAAUUCGCCUAAAGAAACUGCACUAUCAAUUUAGGAGUCUACAAUCUCACCAUGUUCAACAUGCAGAUCGACGUACCUCACAGAGGUCUGACAUUCGCAACGGCACCAUGCAAUACUCCCUGGACUGAAGAGGCAGACAAAUAUGAGAAAUGUGCUGGACCCUCUGAAAUGACACAUUUUUCGAGGUAGGAUUUUUGCUAAAUUAUGAUCAGUGGUUCAUUUAAGAGAAGACUACCCCUUGCGUUAUGACAUCGGUAAGUAUUGAAAUCUGACCAAUGAUAGAUGUUUUCGCGAUCUGAAAGUCAUAUUCCUAUUAACUUCCAGUGUAAUGAGAGCGGCUUUAUUGCAAUGCUAUGUCUUACUGGCCAAAUUCCUGCCUGCUUGAAUGGAAAUAGUUCAGAUACACAAGAUAACAUGAAAAGACCCUGGUAAUCGAUAGAACAUCGCUCAGAGAUGCACAAAAAUAUUAUAACAUUCAAAAUGGGUGAAACUUUCCUUUAAAAUGGCAAAGUAGCAUUUGUGUGUAACAAACAAUGUACUGGAAAAAAAUGUGCAUGGGUUAGGAGUCAAAUGUUAAAACGUGCAAACAUGCAUGAGAGAAUCCCAUUGUAAAGAACAAGAAAAAAGACUAAUGGUGAAAUCUCCACCAUCUUAUAGUCUUUCAUCAUAAAUUAUCUUUGUGUUCCCCAGUUCUCUUCUCUGGGCCACAUUCAAAAUAGUCGUGGAUGUUGUGGAACGGUUGCAGAUAGAAUUGUCAUGAAUAGAUCUGACGUGAUGGCUUAUUUUACACAAAGAGCAGCAUGUUUGUUCCACAUCAUAUAUUUUUAUCUGAACACACAGUUCCAGUGUGCUUUUCUGAAUAGAUUUCUUUUUACACUUAGACCUGGAAGGAAAACUCAUUUACACUGUAAGGUAAAUGCUGUUUACACUGUAUAGCAUCGUUAUAGUUUAUUUUAUGUAAUGUGGAAAUUCUUACAUUUUCAGCCCCUUCACUCUUGUUUGUUUGCACUGAGACCAAAUGCUUGGAACUCCUGGACUAAGCAGGAGAACCGGUUGGUUGAGGACAUCUUUUUGUGACAUUUAAAGCAAAACUUGGCAAAAGAUGUUAUCAGCAUUGGACUGGUCUUUGGGGUGGCCUGCCAUACAUCAGGUCAUGUGACAUCAGUUUCCACCCCAAAUGAAAAAACAUAGACUGUAACUGUGAGCUUAAAUAAACAUUUGUUUAUUUUUUAAAA